Messenger RNA from Oppiella nova, 850 nucleotides. Lineage: Eukaryota; Metazoa; Arthropoda; Arachnida; Sarcoptiformes; Oppiidae. The record is from the annotation of a GenBank genome assembly.
AGUUAUUAAAAGUUUUAUUUGACUUUUUGUUGUUUAAACACAAAUAAAAAGCACACAUUUUCCUAAAACAAUGAAAUUACUUUUGUUUUUAGUUUUGAUUUUUUCAUUUGACAUCUAUUUGACUACCAGUGCCCGGACUGGGAUCGCCAUAUUCAACAACACGGCCAGUGGCAUACAGGGUGCGCUGACAAUGCACCGGAACCCAGGUCUGGGCACUUACCUCAUGGGCCAACUCAGGAAUAUUAGUUGUUUUAACAUGACUUCCGCUACGAGGACCCCAUCAAAGGCGGCCGUAAACAACUGUAUGUUAGGCAUAACCGUCAAUAAUUGGCGUAACGCAGCCCAAGGGGAAAGGGAUGCUCUGCAAUCGGGGGCACUGCCCCGUAGCCUGUUUAACAUGACUGAACUGGAAAGCCGUCAAAUAUUCGGAAUCAAUACAUCGGACAUACAUCUGCCGAAUAUUCGUGAGAUUCUGUCGGGAGGUCUGAAUCCUAUUCAGAAUUUGUUUCCGUCGACGACCGCCAAUAACACCAAUAAUAACCGGUCGGUGAACAACACCUGUCCCAAUGUGGGCGAUGUCUAUAACCCCAGACGUAAUAUGGUUGGGGGGCCCCUUGGCUUUCUCAACCCUCCCGGUGUGAUGGGAAACCUACUGGUUAACAAUGGAACUGGAUCAUUAUUAAUGGGACCGUUGGAGAUGUUGACAGGCGGUCCCCUAAACAUUACAGGACUGCCUAUUACUGUAUGGAUGGACUCACUUCGACCACAGCUUACCGGAAAUAGUCUUACUCUACAAAACGGUGGACCCGAUAGGAUUCUGGACUGCUCCCUAAUACAACCAUUGAAUUGA